GCCACUUCUGAAACACAGAUCCCAAACAAUAAUUUUUCGGAAUAGUUAAAGAACAAUUUUUUAAAAUAAUAGUGUGAUGUUUUUUAAAAUAAUGAAAAUGUAUUCUAAAAAAAAAUCAUAUUUUUAUAACAAGCUAUUGAAGACUUUCUAAAAUUAGUUCACUUUUCAGUUUUUUUCCCGGUUAUCAUUUUCUCGGUUGUGUUUGUAAUGUUAGAAAUUUUCCUAACACUUGCCAAUCGCACAGUGACACAAAAAUUUGUCUAAAGCAGACUAUUAUAUAAUCGGAGCCAAGGCGAAAAUUUUGUAUCCCAGGAAGGUGAAAGCCUCAGUUCCUGUGACCCAUGUAGGAGGAGCUCACACCCUGUUUCCUCUCUUUUUCAACUACAGAAUAGCCAAUCAACUCGUCAACCAGGUGUACUUGAAAUGGGAUCGAAAGAAAAAUGCUUAAACAAUGGUGUCCUUGCUACAUAUAUGCUGCCUGUCACUGUAUACCAGGAGUUUGUCAAAGAAUGGGAAAGAGUAAAGCCACUAGCAGGCAAUGCUUCAAAGUUCCAAAAGAGUUAUGUCUUUCAAAUCUAAGUGAAAGGAAGCUAAUAUAGUACAUUAUUGUUCAUAGCAGCAGACUGCACGAAUGCCUACAAUGCAAUCUAAGUGAUUUAUUGCAGAGCUCAAAUACUGUGGAAUAGCAGAAAUGAGAAAUCAGAGAUUCAGGAUUAUCAAUGAGGAAAAGGAUGAGUUGGCAUCUGUUUGUUCAGUGGAUUCCAGCACUAGUUGCUCCCCAUUUGAAUCUGCUUGGCCCACCUCCUUUAUGACCGCUAGUGAACAUUGUAUCACUGUGCAUGCUGUUACAAAGGCUUCUCCUUCUCCUAUAAUCUACUGCACAGAGAAUGCACAUCAUGAUAAACAUAUUUCACAUAUCGAAGUUUCUGAUUCAGAACCUGGACAUUCAAAGUCAUGCAGUGAGACAGCAGUAUCCAAGAAACUGCAAGAUGUACACAUAUCAGCACGGUUGAUGGAGGAUUUUCUUGAACUUGCUAGAGACAACACAAAGAAUGAUCUGGAGACUUGUGGGAUUCUUGGUGCUUUCCUUAAAAUGGGGACCUUCUAUGUAACUACUCUGAUAAUACCCAAGCAGGAAUCAACUUCCAACAGUUGUCAGGCUAUAAAAGAGGAGGAGAUUUUUGCCAUACAAAAUGAACACUCCCUUUUUCCUGUAGGAUGGAUCCAUACACAUCCUUCUCAGAGUUGUUUCAUGUCAUCAAUAGAUUUGCACACGCAAUACUCAUAUCAGGUGAUGGUGCCUGAGGCUUUUGCCAUUGUCAUGGCUCCAACUGAUACCUCAAGGAGCUAUGGCAUAUUCCGGCUGUCUGACCCAGUUGGAAUGAGUGUUCUGAAAGACUGCCCAGAGGAGGGAUUUCAUCAUCACAAUGAACCAGCAGAUGGGGGUCCCAUUUAUGAGCACUGCUCUAAUAUUUAUAUAAAUUCAAAUCUCAGAUUUGAAAUAUUUGACUUGCGAUGAAGUUAGGUGUGUAUUUAAUGUGCGUGGUUGAGCAUAUUGGUAGGUAUAUAUGAACAAGGACAUGGGUUUUUUUUUCUUUUAGUUUUUGUAUAGGGAAAAGAGAAAUGUGUGUACAUAUAUAUAUAUAUAUAGGCUGACACACUCAACUUCCACAGGGAUGAUGCAAAUCACAUUUGCCUAUAGUUAUAAUAAUGAGGUGGUUGCACCUGUACGUCUAUAUUUUAUGAUUA
Molecule: messenger RNA, 1749 nt
Organism: Vitis vinifera (wine grape)
Lineage: Eukaryota; Viridiplantae; Streptophyta; Magnoliopsida; Vitales; Vitaceae
Product: AMSH-like ubiquitin thioesterase 2
Exons: 11
Coding region: 692-1519 (275 amino acids)
Biological process (GO): protein K63-linked deubiquitination
Cellular component (GO): endosome; membrane
Molecular function (GO): metal-dependent deubiquitinase activity; protein binding; K63-linked deubiquitinase activity
Source: RefSeq, a predicted model, not a curated record